Messenger RNA from Archocentrus centrarchus (flier cichlid), 3257 nucleotides. It is a transcript of the gene itga9, whose product is annotated as integrin, alpha 9. The coding region runs from base 1 to 3093 and encodes 1030 amino acids. Gene Ontology annotation, biological process: cell adhesion mediated by integrin; integrin-mediated signaling pathway; cell-matrix adhesion. Gene Ontology annotation, cellular component: external side of plasma membrane; integrin complex. NCBI's taxonomy places the organism in Eukaryota, Metazoa, Chordata, Actinopteri, Cichliformes, Cichlidae. The record is from RefSeq and is a predicted model, not a curated record. Gene Ontology annotation, molecular function: integrin binding. The transcript has 28 exons.
AUGCGCAAAGGGAUGGCUCCUCUGCGGAGGCACAGAACGGGAGUACGAAAUGUUUUUUAUGUUUAUCUCUCCAUUUCAGUGGCUUAUUCUUACAAUAUAGACUUAGAACAUCCUUUGGUGUUCCGCGGACCAAAUUCUAGUUUUUUUGGCUAUUCUGUGCUGGAGCAUUAUUAUGACAACACACGCUGGAUAAUAGUAGGCGCACCAAAGGCAAACUCUUCCUACAGUAGCUCUGUGCGCUCUCCCGGAGCUCUAUAUAAGUGUCGAGUUCACAGCAACCCUGAACGCCGCUGCACAGAGAUGGAUCUAGGAAGAGGAAACAGGCAGAGAGAGUCGUGUGGGAAGACUUGCCAAGGAGACAGAGAUGAUGAGUGGAUGGGGGUCAGCCUGGCCCGCCAGGACAGCGCCAACGGCAAAAUACUGGCUUGUGCUCACCGCUGGAAAAACGUCUUCUACGAGUCAGAGCAUAUCCUUCCGCAUGGAUACUGCUCCAUCAUUCCUGCAACGCUCCAGAGCAGGACAAAAGCACUUAUCCCCUGUUACGAAGACUAUAAGCAGAAGUAUGGGGAAGAGCACGGCUCGUGCCAAGCUGGGAUAGCGGGAGUUUUUACGGAGGAGCUUGUGGUGAUGGGGGCACCGGGGUCAUACUACUGGACUGGGACCAUCAAGGUGUACAACCUGACGUCUGACUCCCUCUAUAGCCCGAACAAAGACAACAUCGACUCUCACAGAUACAGCUAUCUUGGCUAUGCUGUGACUGCUGGACACUUCUCGUCUCCUAAUGUAAUAGACAUCGCUGCAGGGGCGCCUCAGCACAGCGGCAGCGGAAAAGUUUAUAUUUUUAAAAUCGAUGGUGCGUCUUUGGUGAAGAGUUUUCAAGCCUCAGGGAAAAUGAUGGGCUCUUACUUUGGCUCCUCAUUGUGUGCAGUUGAUCUGAACCAGGACGGCCUGUCGGACCUGCUGGUGGGGGCACCGAUGCACAGCCAGCUCAGGGAUGAGGGCCAGGUGUCUGUGUACCUCAGCAGGGGCAACGGAGUCAUGGAAGAGGAUGGCGUGUUAACUGGCGAUAGUGCUUUCAAUGCACACUUUGGAGAAUGCAUUGCUGCAAUCGGAGAUAUAGAUGACGAUGGUUAUCAAGAUGUAGCCAUAGGAGCACCCAAAGAGGAUGACUAUGGGGGAGCUGUUUAUAUCUACCAUGGGGACGCCACAGGAAUAACCAAAAAAUACUCAAUGAAACUGUCUGGGCGCAGUGUAAACCCUGGUCUGCAGAUGUUUGGCCAAUCCAUCUCUGGCAAUGUGGACAUGGAUGGCAAUGGAUACACAGAUGUCACUAUCGGAGCUUUCAUGGCAGACAGUGUGGUGCUGCUGAGGUCCCGGCCUGUGAUUACAGUGGAUGCCUCUAUCUUCCUGCCUGUCUCUAUCAACAUAACUGUGCCACAGUGCCACGAGGGCCACCAGAACCUGAACUGCUUCAAUGUCACAGUCUGCAUGCGUUUCAGAGGAAGACAGCUACCUGGACAAAUAGAGUUGCUGUAUAACUUGACGGCUGAUGUGGAAAAGCGCCUGAAAGCCCAGCCUUCCCGGGUCUACUUUGUUCAAAGUGGAUCUCAGAUCACCCAGAUGAGCCAUCAACUUAGCCUGGACAUCAACAGAGAGGAGUGCCAGCGCUACACUGCCUACGUUAAGAAAGACGUAAAGGACGUGUUCACAGCCAUCACAUUCGAGGUGGCUUACAGCCUGGGGACCCACAUGCUGACGGGACACCGGGAGCGAGACCUGCCCGCGCUCACUCCAGUGCUACGGUGGAGGAAAGGGAGCAAGAUUGCAGUGAGGAAUGAGACUUGGUUCGAGAAGAACUGCCUGUCAGACGACUGUGCUGCUGACCUGAGGCUUCACGGGAAGCUGUUGCUUUCUGGAUUGCAUAGCAAACCCCAUUUGGCCCUCGGAGGAGUGAAGAACGUCUCUCUGAACCUGACCAUCUCUAACGCCGGCGAUGACGCCUACGACACAAACAUCUACUUGAACUUCUCCAGGGAAGUUUUCUACAUCAACUUCUGGCAGAAGGAAGAGAAGGGUAUUUCCUGUGAACUUGUCGAAUUGGACUUCCUCCGAUGCAGAGUGGGAUUUCCUUUCAUGAGAGCACAGACUAAGUAUCAUUUUGCAGUGAUUUUUGACACCACCCAGCUCUCUGGGGAAAAUGACACAUUACAGUUCUUAGUUCAAGCAAAAAGCGCCAAUCCUGAGCACAAACUUUCCGACAACUUUCUGGAUAUCUCCAUCCCUCUGAUUCACGAGACCGACACCACUAUAACUGGUGUGAUUACGCCAACUUCCUUUGUGUAUGGAAACUCCGUUGAUGACUCGCGCUUUGUCCAAUUAGAAGACAUGGAGUGCAACUUUCAACCUCUCAAUCUCACCUUCCAGGCUAUAAAUAAGGGGCCCAGCAGGUUGCCUGGCUCUACUGUGGACAUCAGGAUUCCCAACCGGCUGGCUGGCAGCGGAGCCGAGAUGUUCCACAUCAUUGAAACACAGGUGGCCAGUGGUCGAGGAAACUGCACGCCUCAUAGGAACCCAACACCAUGCACCAUCCCCCAGGACAAAGAGAGCAUCUUUCACUCCAUAUUUGCCUUCUUCACCAAAUCAGGACGGAAAGUCUUGGACUGUGAUCGGCCUGGAAGAGCAUGUAUGACCAUCUCCUGCAGUCUGGGUCCACAGUUAAAAGAAGAAGCUUUGGGCAUAGAUAUAAAACUUUUACUCAACACUGAAAUCCUAAAGACGGAUUCUUCCUCUGUGAUCCAGUUUGUCACAAGGGGCAAUGUACAAGUAAAUGACAGGACGGUGGAAGUGCCAGAUGGCCUGCCAGAGGACAUUUCCCUGGUGUUUGAGGCUCUCCACAGUCAGGAGCCAAGGGGUUACGUAGUUGGCUGGAUCAUUGCCAUCAGUUUGUUGGUGGGAAUCCUCAUCUUUUUGCUGUUAGCUGUGCUGCUCUGGAAGAUGGGAUUCUUCCGUCGACGCUACAGGGAGAUCAUUGAGGCCGAAAAGAACAGAAAGGACAGUGAUGAAAGCUGGGACUGGAUGGAAAAGGACCACUGAGACUUGCGGCAGGAGUCCCAGAGGAGCCAGUGAGAUUAGGGAUUCGGCUGAGAAAGAUCCAAUAGCACAGGGUCUCUCAGGCCGGCCCCCCCAGUGGCAUUGGGCCUUUCAGUCUUCCAUAUGUGGAAGAAAAGAAUAUUCUCCAUAUUUUUUGGAGACUUAAU